Prunus persica (peach) is the source of this 1668-nucleotide messenger RNA. Its product is annotated as kinase-interacting family protein. The transcript has 4 exons. The coding region runs from base 264 to 1490 and encodes 408 amino acids. Gene Ontology annotation, molecular function: actin binding. NCBI's taxonomy places the organism in Eukaryota, Viridiplantae, Streptophyta, Magnoliopsida, Rosales, Rosaceae. The record is from RefSeq and is a predicted model, not a curated record.
UUGUCGUCUAAACACAACACCCAACAGCCAUUCGCUCCUCCUCUUGUCUUCCUCCUCCUCCUCCUCCGUCUCAUUAUUUAUUUAUAACAUCAUCAAACGUUACUCUUUCUGUUUAUUGAGUAAGAGGCUGCUGCUGCUGGGUUUUCUAAAUUGGUACAAAGUACUAGACAGGCGACAUAGCUGUUGUAUUCUCACAAGACAAGUCAGAAGAAUUGGAUAGAAGAAGACAAUUGUGACGUGUUUGGUCAUAAGUACGGAGAGAUAUGAGGACACCGGAGAAACCAAUAAUAAUGUCGGCUUCCAUUCACUCAGCUCCAACUCCAACUCCAAGACGGAGGAGCUUAAGCAGUAGCAGCAGCAGCAAUAAAAGUUGCACCACCACCUCCACCGACCCCUCCACCAUGAAACCCAAAUGGCUUUUGUCCAUCCUUGCUGAUGUGGAAGAGAAGAUGAAGAUGUUGGGAUGUAGCAGAGCCACAGCUCAACAAGAGAUUGGGGACACCUUCGCUGAACGAGCUGAAGCUUACUACAAAAGACGUCCUCAGCUCCUCUCCCUGCUUCGAGACUUGUACAAUUCCUACCUCACCUUAUCUGACCGUUACAUUCAAACUGUCGCCAAGACUCAGCAUCACCGUCCACCCUCUUCCCAAAUCUCAGUAAUAGAUAAUGACUACUAUGACUAUGACGACCAAGAAGAAGAAGAAGAUGAUGCUUACACAAGCCACAUUGAUUCGGACGUAGAGAGUUCCCUCUCCUAUCAGCAAUUGCCUCCAACAUUACUACUCGCUGCUUCUGUUGCUACUCAACAUGAUGAGACCAUGUUGUUUGAUUUAGAUUCCAUCGUUACGGAGAUUGUGGUGAAGAAUGUCGAAUAUGAUAUCUUACUUGAUGAGGCCAACAUGACGGAGAGGCGAUACAAGGAUGCAUCCAGGAAGAUAGAGCUGCAGAAGAGCUUGCUAGAGGUGUUGGAGUCUGAGAGGCUCAUCUUGCUCAAUGAGAAUGCCAAGUUGGGGUAUAAAGUGGGUGCCUUGGUGGAAGAGAACAAAGCCCUUGCGUCCGAGUCUCUCUUCAUCAGGAGGAAGGCUGGCGAGCUAGCUCGCUGUUUGCUCAAGACGAGGGAAGACCAGAGGGUGUGCAUGCUUAGCCGUAAAAUCGAGGACCUUCAGGGACAGAUUUAUGGCUUGGAGAAGAGGAACAAGGACUACUAUGAGCAACUUGUGAAGAGAGACCAACGAUCCUUUCAACUUGUACAAGAAGAAGAAGAGAGUUGCAACAUCAACAAGAGCAAGAUAAAUGGUAAUCAGGUGAAUUUGGAGGUUUGCUUUCAGAUACGGAAGAUUAAUCGGAGGCUGAUAAAGAGAGGUAAUAGUAAUGGUAGUGGGAAGGAGAUUGGCGUCGGAAAGGAGAAGAAGGGUUCUUCUUCCAGUUUGUGGGAAAGGGUCAAGAACAUGGAUUUGUUUCUAUGUGGAGGUAAUCAAAACUCUACGUAACUUAAUGGUUGUAACCUAUGGACUUCACUCUAUGGUCAUUCUAGUAGUACUAGCAGCUCAAAACUCAGAUACUACAAUCUUAUGGCGACACUUGGUACCCUAAUAUAUAUAUAUAUAUAUAUAUGUCUAUAUGUUAAUUAAGUUCAUCAUCCAAAUCCAAAAGACUCUUAUGAGAUGA